Molecule: messenger RNA, 4635 nt
Organism: Dunckerocampus dactyliophorus (ringed pipefish)
Lineage: Eukaryota; Metazoa; Chordata; Actinopteri; Syngnathiformes; Syngnathidae
Product: dynamin-1-like protein
Exons: 18
Coding region: 178-2199 (673 amino acids)
Biological process (GO): mitochondrial fission
Cellular component (GO): membrane; microtubule; cytoplasm
Molecular function (GO): GTP binding; GTPase activity; microtubule binding
Source: RefSeq, a predicted model, not a curated record
AAGACCCACCCACAAGUGGGAUAUGACCGUUAUUGUACUGCCGACUCUGGCUGACGCUUUGGAUCACAACACGAAAAUAUUGACUGUUUUUCUCCCUACCAGUUGUGACGGAUAAACAAAUCGAAUGAGAAGGGAUAUUUACGUUGAACCGUGUGAGUCCUGUUUAGUGGAAGAAGGAUGGAGACUCUGAUUCCCACCAUUAACCGUCUGCAGGAGGUUUUCCUCACAGUGGGUGCAGAGACCAUUCAGCUUCCUCAGAUCGUAGUGGUUGGAUCACAGAGUAGCGGCAAGAGCUCCGUGUUGGAGAGCCUGGUGGGGCGUGAUUUCUUGCCUCGAGGAUCAGGGAUAGUCACCAGACGACCGCUGGUGUUGCAGCUCGUCAAUGUAGCCCCACUGGAGGAACGACUGAAGACUGAGAAUGGAAAUGAGGUUAAACAAACUGGCCAAAACAGUUAUCCAGGUGUCAAAGCUGAAGAAUGGGGCACAUUUCUGCACUGCAAGAAUCAGAUUUUCACAGAUUUUGGGGAAAUUUGUCAUGAAAUUGAAGCGGAGACUGAAAGGGCUUCAGGCAAUAACAAGGGGAUUGCUCCUGAGCCCAUACAUUUGAAGAUUUUCUCCCCCAAAGUCCUUAAUCUCACCCUUGUUGAUUUACCUGGGAUUACUAAAGUUCCUGUUGGUGAUCAGCCCGAGGACAUCGAGUCUCAAGUGCAAGAGAUGAUCUUGUCCUUCAUCUCCAAUCCCAAUUCCCUCAUCCUGGCUGUCUCCCCAGCCAACUCUGACUUGGCCACCUCUGAUGCUCUGAAAUUGGCUCGAGAGGUCGAUACAGAUGGUCGACGGACUCUGCUGGUAGUCAGCAAGCUGGACUUGAUGGAUGCAGGGACAGACGCUUUGGAGGUCCUUCUUGGUCGGGUCAUUCCAGUUAGGCUUGGUAUCAUCGGGGUGGUUAACAGGAGCCAGCAUGACAUCAACACUCAUAAGAGCCUGGAGGACUCCAUGAAGGAUGAGCAGGCGUUCUUGCAGCGUCACUACCCCUCGCUCGCCUCCCGGGCCGGCUCACGCUAUCUGGCCAAAACACUCAGCAGACUUCUUAUGCACCACAUCAGGGACUGUCUGCCGGACCUCAAGACCCGCGUGACGGUGCUCAGCGCCCAGUACCAGGCACGCCUCAACAGCUACGGCCAGCCGGUGGAGGACCACAGUGCUACCCUGUUGCAGAUUGUCACCAAGUUUGCUAGCGAUUACUGCAACACCAUCGAGGGAACAGCCCGUUACAUUCAGACCUCUGAGCUCUGUGGCGGAGCCCGGAUCUGUUACAUAUUCCACGAAACCUUCGGCCGCACCUUGCAGUCCAUCGACCCGUUAGGAGGGCUGACAGAGCUUGAUAUCCUCACUGCCAUCCGCAAUGCUACCGGUCCACGACCUGCACUUUUUGUCCCAGAGGUUUCCUUUGAGCUGCUGGUGAAACGUCAAAUCAAGCGUCUGGAGGAGCCCAGUCUACGUUGUGUAGAGCUGGUCCAUGAAGAGCUGCAGAGGAUCAUUCAGCACUGCUCAUCCUUUAGCACGCAGGAGCUUCUUAGAUUCCCCAAACUGCAUGAUUCCAUUGUGGAAGUCGUGACUGGAUUACUGAGGAAGCGCUUGCCAAUCGCCAAUGAAAUGGUGCACAAUUUAGUAGCAAUAGAGCUUGCCUACAUCAACACAAAGCAUCCAGACUUCACAGAUGCAGCGCAGGUGUCAGCAUCCGUCAACAGCCAGCAGGUAGAGACCCUUGAUGGAACAAAGCGCUGGAAGAAUGAGAUGGUUGCUGAGGAGAAAGCCCCAGCUGCAGGCUUUGGCAGUCCCAGCAAAGGCCAGCCUAUUAACCUUCUUGACACAGCGGUGCCUGUGUCUCGCAAGCUGAGUUCAAAGGAGCAAAGAGACUGCGAAGUCAUCCAGCGCCUCAUCAAGUGCUACUUCCUCAUUGUUCGCAAGACCAUCCAAGACAACGUACCCAAGACCGUCAUGCACUUCCUGGUGAACUUUGUGAAAGAGCAUCUCCAGAGCGAGCUGGUAGGUCAGCUCUACAAGCAGCCGCUACUGCAGGAGCUGCUCAUUGAGUCACAGGACACGGCACAGCAGAGGACAGAGGUGGCUCAAAUGCUGGAGGCCCUUAAAAAAGCCAAUAACAUCAUCUCUGAGAUCAGAGAGACCCACCUGUGGUAGCUCGUGGACACACACCCUCUUUUUACCAGAUGAGAUCAUGUUGGAUGAUUGUGUGUGUGUGUGUGUGUGUGUGUGUGUGUGUGUGUGUGUGUGUGUGUGUGUGUGUGUGUGUGUGUGUCAGAAGCCCCACUUUUUCCUGGACCAACGAGCAUAACACAUUUAGCUCCACCGUUGCCCUGAGCCGGGCUUCUCACUCAGGCCACAUGAUAUCAAUGUGAACCACAACCUGUGAACAAACUCCUUUUGUGUGGUUUUGUCAUGUAACAAGUAAAUGACAUGUGGAAUAUUAAUGUUUGGUAGUUUCCUGCCUGUCCUACAGGCCCAUUUAGCAGGUUGGGAGUAUGCUUUUUAUUUAGAUGCACUCCAGUUUGAAAGCCCAUCGCUGCAUCUCUAUUUGCUGACCACAAGAAGACAAGAAUUGUACAGGUUUUGUGCAGUAUCCAUCCCAAAAAUGUUUGCAGGAGCUAAGGUCAAAUGUUAUAUUGGGUGGUACAUGUUGCUUGUUGGUGCUCUGGCAGAUGUCAUUUUUGUUCAAGAACCGUAUUGAUUUUGAUCGAUGUCCAAUCCCCCCAAUUAAGCUGUUUGGAAUCCUACUUGUGUAAUAGCUGCAAUUUUCUACCAAUGUUCACACUUGGAGCAAGGAGCCAAUUGAUUUUGUACAGUAUUCUGAGAUGUUUGACGUCGCUGAGGUCAGAGGUCAUAGUACCAAGCAGCACUCUUGAUAGAUGCCACUUUCAACAGCUUUCAAGAAGUGCUUGUAAGUUAUUUUCUACAAAGUGAAUUGAGGUAGCUGAGGUCGACAGUGAUGCAAUUGACAUAUCAGAGCAGGGCGCUAUUGAUUUUGGAAAGUAUUAGCGAUUUAUGAGGCAGCUGAAGUGGAAGGCUCCUUGUUGCAUUGCUCAAUCCCAAAACUUAAGGGGUCAUUUUCCAUGUCUGAGCAGGAACUCUGUUGAUUUUGGACCAUUGAUAGAGGUAUCUGAGGUCAAAGAACUUAUUGAUUUUGUGGUAUAUGCAACUUGUAAGCCAUCUCCAAAAUGUUAAGUGGCCAUUGUUCUAGGGCAGAGCCAGAACACUACUGAUUUUGUACGAUAUUUGAUAUGAUUCAAAAUGGCAGAAGUAGCUGAGGUCAAAGGUUACAUUAGUUGUGUUGCUGUCUACUUGGUGCGUUUUUCACACUGUCAGAGCAAGGGCUCUAGUGGUUUUGUACAAUAUGACAAAUUUAUGAGGCAGCUGAGGUCAUAGGACAGAUCAGGAGCUUACGCUCUUUGUUAGAACUCUUAAGGUGCAACUUUCACCCACUUUUAGGGCUCAUAGCAAGAACCAUGUUGAUUUUCUAUGAAAUCUGAUUCAACAGUGACUGAGGUGGGUGAGAUCAAAUGUCAGACAUACAAGCUCCCUGUCGGACGUGCGAUUUUCAUUGUCAUAGCAAGAACGGUAUUGAUUUUAGUGCUAUUUGAUAAUCAGAUACACAGCAAGAGUUACAUGUUUUUUUUUUAAACCACAGCUCUGGUUGAAGGCACAUACUUUCCACUGUGUCAAAGUAAGAGCCCUAUUGAUUUUGAAGUAAAAUUUGUCUUUCCUCAAAUGACUCACUGGGUCGAACAAUCCAAGGUUGGGUCACGGGGCCAGCAGCAGUCUGUGAAACAAUGGUACAACACAUUUUAAUGUUAAGAAAUAGUCUGGACAUAUUUUGUUACUUUAUGGGAAAUAAUAUAACAACCUAAAUUGAAACCCUUUUGAGAGAGAUCAACUCCCUGAGCUUUAAAGUGUGCACACGUCCUGCUUGUUGCAUCUUUGCCCCCAAUACUUAAUCUGCUCCUAUACCACACAUAUUCCUUGAUUACUGUGGAGAAGUACUGCUUGAUUUGUGAAAUAAGCAUGGGCCAAAACUGUUGUUGGGACAUAUUCUUCCCCGGAAGUCUGUGGCUAGUGUAGUAUUGAGGCCAUACUGGGAAAAAAAAAAAAGGUUUCAUUACAAAAAAAAUGCAAGAAACGAAUGGGGGGUGGGGCGCAAAAUUCCUAUUUAUGUUUGUAAUUUAUUUACUUUAUUCCCAUAAAAUGACCAAUAAAAGUAAUAGACAUAAUAGUAUUCUUCUAAUUCUGUGUCUCUUACUUUAUAGUUUUUUUUUGUCAGUGUGGCCCUAAUACUCCUUGGUACGUUCUUUUUUUUAGAUUAUUUUGUUAUAAAUACAUUUAAUGAGACCAUCUAACAUCCUCCUCUUAUCAAAAUCAGGGAGCCAAACUUCAUGAACAAGCUGUGUAUGUUUGCACGUGUUUAGUAUGCAUAUAUGGAAGUAUGAAUGUGUGUAUUUUGUAUUAUUUAAGUGUAAAUUAUUCCUAUAUCAUAAUGUGUGGACUGCCUGUGAGUUCUUGCCUGCCAAUAUUUGUGAUGUUUUACUCUUGGAGGACAUUAAAGACGAAACGAAGGACACCAUA